AGUUUCAGAGAAAAGGCAACUCUUCCUCAUAUCAAGACUUAUUUAAAGUAGAUUGACACUUUAAAAAGCUAGUGUGUUAACCUCAGUGGUAUACAGUAACUGAGUCCUGCACGUAAUUACAUUUUUUACAACGAGUAUUUCCAUUUCCUUCUGCUUUUGACUUUGAAUUCGUUUUUUCUCAACUGCAUUUAUUACAUAGAAGUUUGCUGCUUCGAAGAGUAGGUUUUAGGUGCUGGGAAAGUUUAAGAUUCUAAAUCUAAGAUUGUACACAACUUUCAAAGAUGAAACAGAAAAUGUGUUAUGAACCACUAGGAAAAGAUCCUGCUUCCAUUUUCAUUUAAUUUGUUUGUUGUCGGCAGCUGGAAAAAGGCAACUGCAGUGAUAACUUUAGCCAACAUUUGAAAUGGACAUCCUAACUAUACAAAAUGAAAUGAAGACUUGUCUUUAUAAAGAUGCUGUUUAGAAGCUGUAAUUUGCAUGGCAUUCAUGUACCUUUCUUUGCAACGCUUUUCAUACCUUGCUAUGUUACUUGCUUAUCAUUUAUAGACUAUAAUUUUCAGUUUUCUCAGAAACCAAUAGACCUUGAUUAUAUCAAACACCUGACUAUUAUUCAAAUAAGUGUGGUUUCACGCUUAGCUCUACUUUAUCUUCUAAGAACUUUAAGUUCCUUUUGAGGUUUGUGACUUCCUAUUACUGUACAUGUACGCCCACUAGGCUUUCGCUGGAUGCUGAGUCACAUAGUAACAUAGCUACAGAGACCUCAUCGGACCUGCCUGAGACAUAGGAAUAGAUCACCACAGCGUGAAGACAAAGGUCCAACUUUAACAUCAGCUCAUCGAAACAUCGAGACGUUUUUCCGUCAAGAUGCACUGUCCUUACAACCAGAAGGCAAACCUCAGCCUUAUUACCCUAUCAAACCAAACGGCCAAGAUGACUUCUUUAAACAUGUUCACCAUUUCCCUCCAUGGCAUGUUCUCUUCCAUCGGCAUCAUAGAGAACAUCCUCAUCCUCGGAGUAGUGGGCUUCCAUGUCCGCCGCUCUGUCAUCAGCAUCUGGAUCCUUAACCUGGCAGCCUCCGACCUACUGGCCACCGCCUGUCUGCCCUUCUUCACCCUCUACAUGGCCCGCGGAAACACCUGGACAUUGGGCACGACCUUCUGCCGCAUCCAUUCCUCCAUAUUCUUCCUCAACAUGUUUGUCAGUGGCUUUCUGCUGGCGGCCAUUUCUAUGGACCGCUGUCUAGUGGUUCUGAGACCCGUCUGGGCGCAGAACUACAGGAACGUCCAGCUUGCGUGGAAGGUAUGUGGGGUGAUUUGGACCUUGGCUGGGCUCUUCACGGUUCCCUUUUACAUAUUCCGUGACACCGUUAACCUACAUAAUGGCAAGAUCCUAUGUUACUACAAUUACGCUCGACUCCUACCUGCUGAACCUUUUGAUCUUGGACGUUUGUGUAAUCAGCGGAAGGAGGCCUUGGCCUUUAUGAAGCUCUUUCUGUCCUUCCUGAUCCCUCUACUGAUCAUCAUCUUGAGCUAUGCUGCCGUGAACAUCGGCUUGGCGCGCAGAGGCUGCCGACGCCCUUUCCGUUUCGUUCGGCUGGUCAUUGCCGUGGUGGUUAGCUUCGUCCUCUGCUGGGCUCCAUACCACAUCUUCAUCAUCGUGGAGGUGAUGGCACCCGUUGGGCAUUCAGCGCAGGAAUUCGCAAGCAGGGCCCUCCCAAUUUCAGCAACGAUCGGCUUCCUCAACAGUGUCCUCAACCCCAUUCUGUAUGUGUUCAGUUGCCCUGACCUAUGCAGGAAGAUUAGACACUCUCUGAGCGCCGUGAUGGAGGCUGUUCUGGCUGAGGAUCUGGCAGAACAGGCCCGACGCCGCAGCACCGCUCGCAGCUCCAUCAGCACCACCGAGAUUGUGUUGAAGCCUUGUGUCUGAAAGCAGAGGAACCGGUAGAGUAGUAGAACAAUUGUGCUAAUCUGCCCAGAACCAUCUGAAAGUGUGCCUUAAACGUUCUUAUAGUUGCCCUACUUCUUUGUUUACUUUUUUGAAAGAAGCCUAUUAUGAGACAGGCCUUUAUUUGUUGUUGUUUGUGUGCUAUAGUUUGAAAUUCCUCUUGAUGCCGUUUCUUAUACUUGUUAAUUGUUAAUAGUCGUCAGCACAACAAAAGACUCCUUGUUACUCACCAAUCUUCAGGCUGGAAACACAGUCGAAAUACAGUCGAUGCUUAAAUACCAAACUUCCAUCUGACUAGCUUCUUUUUGAGUCAAAGUCAAACUACAGUCAGUGAAACUCAAUACUUUUGCACAAAUGUCUCAACGAAAACAUAUCUAGAAACUGUUUUUUUUUUAGCUAGCCUUGUAGAUUGUCAGGCAGGUUUCAUUUGAACACAAAUAGUGACAUUUAUUCAAAAGUCAUUACAAUUUCAUGGAAUUAAAUGAAAUGAAUACUUAAUAAAAACCCUACAUAGAUAAGAGAAUAUUACUAGAUCAUUAUUCAAUUGAAAUGUAUUUAGAAAUGCUUCCAAUUGACCUGGAAGCUUAGUUGGUAUAAAUGCUCCUGCUCCUGGCAUGCUUUAAAUAAAUACAAAAUAAGCAUAAAGUGCAACAAUUCAUUGAUUAAAAAGGUAUUUCAAAUAUCAUUAUUUUUGAAAGGUAGAGUAAAAUCCACUGGGCUGUUGUUGUUGUUCUGAUGGAGUAAGUGAUGUUGCAAUGUAUAUUAUAAUAAAUGUUACAUGAGCUUUUACAUUGGAAAUCGUUCAUCCCUCCUCAAUAUUUUCGACACAUGUUUGGUAGCUUUAUUUGUAUCUGAUGGCAACAUACACUGCUAUAAUUAUCCAUUCAUGAAUUCCGGCUUUUUUUUGUAAAUUGCAUGGUCCUUCCAAUGUGUCGAGGAUUUGUUCACAUUUUUUUUCCAAUCUGACUGAUUUGUAUUCUACAGAGAGCAGAAGGAUGUAUUAAUCAUUACUCUACAGUCAGUACUGAAUACUUACACCUAUGCUUAUAGUGCAUUUCAUCACCUCCACAGUGACAUAACGCUUUCUGAAUGAUUUUCUUAUUUUGACUUGAAUGCUUGCUAAAUGUUCUCUUUACUUAUCACUUUGUAAAAACUGUUAGUACUACAAGUCACAGAUACAUGCGAUGUUUCCUGCUAGAUGUAAUAACUAUCUGCAGGAACUGACACAAGCAACAUUCUAGAGUUAGAUUAUGCUCUUCUUUUUUUCAUAAAUUUGCAAAUUAAGCUUGUAAUAAGGGAAAUAUGUCCAUUAUAGUAUUCUGCACGUGUGAUUCCUUUGUUUUAAUGCUGUGAAAUGUAUAAACAUAAAUAAAAAAAGAGAAAAUACCGAUUUUGCAAUGAUAUACCCGCAGCCAUGCUCGUGUUUCCGUAGCGGUUUGAAAUAAGUGAGCGUAAACAAGUGACAAAGCAUGAAUAUUUAUUUGUUGUUUAAAUGAGAUUAAAACCUUUGUGAAGUGCCAGCAUUGGUCUAUUUCCAUGAACUAGCUAAAAAACAAAUGUUGUAAAUAAAUGAAUCAACUGUAUUGUCUCUGGCUUUAUGUGGUGACAAUGGGUGUGGAAAAUCUGAGAAGUCUGGAUUUGAAACGGAAAACUGAACUGAGCAAAUUGGGGUUCCAACACUCUAAAGGCUAAUGUAAAAAGGCAAAAUAAAAAAGUGAAAACAAAGUGACCAUGCAUUUCCACUGGGUGGCACACUUGCUUUGAGUAAGCUUUACAGUCAAAUCCAAAUUAAACUCCUCCUAGAAGAUUA
Messenger RNA from Eleginops maclovinus (Patagonian blennie), 3754 nucleotides. Its product is annotated as prostaglandin D2 receptor 2-like. Gene Ontology annotation, molecular function: complement receptor activity; G protein-coupled receptor activity. Gene Ontology annotation, biological process: phospholipase C-activating G protein-coupled receptor signaling pathway; complement receptor mediated signaling pathway; inflammatory response. Bases 865 to 1926 code for a protein of 353 amino acids. Gene Ontology annotation, cellular component: plasma membrane. The transcript has 2 exons. The record is from RefSeq and is a predicted model, not a curated record. Lineage: Eukaryota; Metazoa; Chordata; Actinopteri; Perciformes; Eleginopidae.